This is a messenger RNA of Daphnia pulicaria, 1642 nucleotides long. RefSeq names its product beta-ureidopropionase-like. Lineage: Eukaryota; Metazoa; Arthropoda; Branchiopoda; Diplostraca; Daphniidae. The record is from RefSeq and is a predicted model, not a curated record. The coding region runs from base 121 to 1281 and encodes 386 amino acids. Gene Ontology annotation, molecular function: beta-ureidopropionase activity. The transcript is spliced from 10 exons.
CUUGACGUAAAAGGUCUGAUCAACGAGAUCCGGCCACAUCAUUGAAACAAGUUCCCAAUCGGGAAACAUCUUGUGAUUCUUGUCUAGUUUCCUUUCGACUAGUUUAAGGCUGUAAGAAAAAUGACUCAGCAGUUUGCUAGUGUUGAAGAAUCGUUGAAGAAACAUCUGCCUGAGGAGGAUAGAAAAGAAGUUUUUAGAAUUCUUUAUGGCCGUGAACUUGAGGAAUUGGAUUUGCCGGUAGCUGCUGCUGUUCCUUUGAAUUUAGAAUUGAAAGGUUACAGCUUCACUGCUGAGACUGAAAAUUUGAGGCCAGCUCGACGCGUACGUGUAGGAUUGAUUCAAAAUUCGAUCGUACUCCCUACAACCGACCCCGUGUCCGCUCAACGAGAUGCACUACUCGCGAAAAUCGGACAAAUAAUUGGUGUCGCUCACCAAAGUGGUGUCAACAUCGUCUGCAUGCAAGAGGCUUGGAACAUGCCUUUCGCUUUCUGCACGCGAGAAAAACACCCGUGGUGUGAAUUUGCCGAGUCGGCUGAGAAAGGACCUACGACCGUUUUUCUACAAGACCUGGCGAAACGGUACAACAUGGUCAUCAUUUCGUCAAUUCUAGAGCGAGACGAAGAUCAUGGUGAUACCAUUUGGAACACAUGCGUUGUUAUUUCAAAUACUGGUAACGUUAUGGGCAAGAGUCGUAAGAAUCACAUUCCACGCGUGGGUGAUUUCAAUGAGUCUACAUACUACAUGGAAGGGAAUUUAGGACAUCCAGUCUUUGAAACUCAAUUUGGCAAAAUUGCUAUUAAUAUCUGCUACGGGAGACAUCAUCCACAAAACUGGAUGAUGUAUGGAAUUAACGGAGCAGAAAUUGUUUUCAACCCAUCAGCAACCGUUGGCGGUCUGAGCGAACCCAUGUGGUCGAUUGAAGCCCGAAAUGCCGCCAUCGCCAACAGCUAUUUUACGUGUGCCAUCAACCGCGUUGGCACGGAAGUGUUUCCCAACGAAUUCUCGUCCGCAGAUGGUCGACCCGCACAUAAAGAUUUUGGACACUUUUAUGGUUCAAGCUAUGUUGCUGCGCCCGAUGGCUCGCGCACACCGAGUUUGUCUCGUGUAAGCGAUGGCCUUCUUGUAGCAGAACUGGAUCUGAAUUUGUGCAGACAAGUAAAGGAUAAAUGGGGAUUCAGGAUGACGCAACGAUUGGAUCUUUACAGCCGUUCCUUGGAACGCGCCAUCCAGCCAGACUUUAAACCACAAAUUGUGCGAGAAAAUAUCACUCACCAAAACUAAUGGUAUGGCAGGAUAUUUUUAAAGGGUAGUGAUAUCGAGCUUACAACGUGGGACCAAAAAUUGUGUUAAUCGCACAGUUAGCGGUAUAUCAAGAUGAUAUCUUCGUCAGUGCCAUGAGCUUGUCUUGUUCUCUCAAAGGAAGAAAAUGUUAGGCAGCACAGUUCUGUAGUAAUGAAAAAUUUAGAGGUGAUAUUACGGCAACUUGUUAUAAAAGGAGAUCUUAUGCUGUUAAAAAGUACUAUACCGCUUUUGACUGCUGGAUCUCUGUAGUAUAUGAGCUUUUUCUUAGUGUCAAAUCCACAAAUGACUAUGUAGUGACCUAAAAUGCAGUAAGAAUAUAAAUACAGAAAACUUUAUUGAA